AUGUCCCGCGCAAACCCUCCCAAUAACGCGACGGCGUCGCGCAAAAUUUCCUUCAACGUCAGCGAGCAGUAUGAUAUCCAGGAUGUCGUUGGUGAGGGCGCUUAUGGCGUUGUCUGCUCCGCCACCCACAAGCCAUCCAAACAAAGAGUGGCCAUCAAGAAGAUUACGCCAUUUGAUCAUUCCAUGUUCUGCCUACGAACUCUUCGCGAAAUGAAACUUCUUCGAUACUUUAACCAUGAGAAUAUUAUUUCCAUUCUGGAUAUCCAGAAGCCCAGGGGUUUUGACUCGUUCAACGAAGUCUAUCUCAUCCAAGAGCUCAUGGAGACCGAUAUGCACAGAGUCAUUCGCACCCAGGACCUUUCCGACGACCACUGCCAAUACUUCAUCUACCAGACGCUUCGAGCGCUCAAGGCCAUGCACUCCGCCAAUGUGCUACACAGAGAUCUCAAGCCCUCUAACCUCCUCUUGAACGCCAACUGCGAUCUCAAGGUCUGCGAUUUUGGUCUGGCCAGAUCCGCCGCCUCUCAAGAGGACAAUUCUGGGUUCAUGACUGAAUAUGUCGCUACUCGCUGGUAUCGUGCGCCGGAAAUCAUGUUGACAUUCAAGGAGUACACCAAGGCCAUCGACGUUUGGUCCGUGGGCUGCAUUCUUGCCGAAAUGUUGAGCGGAAAGCCUCUGUUUCCUGGCAAGGAUUAUCACCACCAGUUGACUUUGAUUCUCGACGUUCUUGGUACUCCCACAAUGGAAGACUACUACGGAAUCAAGUCUCGCCGCGCUCGCGAGUACAUUCGCUCUCUGCCCUUCAAGAAGAAGGUUCCCUUCCGCACGCUAUUCCCGAAGACCUCUGAUCUGGCUCUUGAUCUGCUAGAGAAGCUUCUCGCCUUCAACCCGGUGAAGCGCAUCACGGUUGAGGAGGCUCUCAAACAUCCAUACCUCAACCCCUACCACGACCCCAAUGACGAGCCGACUGCCCCUCCCAUUCCCGAGGAGUUCUUUGACUUUGACAAGCACAAGGAUAGUCUGAGCAAGGAGCAGCUGAAGGAGCUCAUCUACCAGGAGAUUAUGCGAUAA
Messenger RNA from Cordyceps militaris CM01, 1071 nucleotides. RefSeq names its product mitogen-activated protein kinase. The record is from RefSeq and is a predicted model, not a curated record. Gene Ontology annotation, molecular function: ATP binding; MAP kinase activity. NCBI's taxonomy places the organism in Eukaryota, Fungi, Ascomycota, Sordariomycetes, Hypocreales, Cordycipitaceae. The coding region runs from base 1 to 1071 and encodes 356 amino acids. Gene Ontology annotation, biological process: intracellular signal transduction; protein phosphorylation. The transcript has 4 exons. Gene Ontology annotation, cellular component: nucleus; cytoplasm.